Molecule: messenger RNA, 879 nt
Organism: Laccaria bicolor S238N-H82
Lineage: Eukaryota; Fungi; Basidiomycota; Agaricomycetes; Agaricales; Hydnangiaceae
Exons: 11
Coding region: 1-879 (292 amino acids)
Source: RefSeq, a predicted model, not a curated record
AUGUGGGCAACUGCAACUGGAAAAAGACCGGACCAUGGUUCAGUCCAGUUCAGUCCUAUACUGGACCUGCGAACACUACCCUUAUCCAUGGAAACCUGUACCUGCAGCCAUGUGUCGGAGUUUUCUAAGUUCAGUCACAAUUGGUCACAAUUUGUUGUGCGCGUCACAAUUUGGAUUGCCGUCAUAAGGUUUAUUGGUAUUGUAGUGUUCCUAGUAGUUUGUAUAACUGCUAGACAAGCCCUUCGGUUCAACUUGACAGAAUGGCCACUGGUUCCCACCAGUCCCAAUGUGUCGCCACAGGCCCACCACGAUUUCUUCCCUUUCCCCCUCGCCAAGAGGCCCCACUUCAUCGUCAGGCCUUUCCUCGCUCAAUCCCAGUCCUUUGACCACCACAUCCGCGCUUCUCCCUCAACUAUUCUUUGGAUCGGACCGAAGUUGAGCUCGAUCUGCAACAGAUCCGUACCGACAUACCAAGAGGACCGAAUCGGUGCUGCCCGCGGAAUCGAGAGCAUUGAGGGAAACCGAUACCCUGACGUGGGUGGAUGCUGCGGGUUUCGGUUUUUAUCGGAGCAGGCCCCAAAAUGUGCUUACUCACUGUACUGCACUGCCGCUGCAGCAGGCACUCCCACCGCCAUCUCCGUUGCAGCUGUCACUGUUGCUGAUCCCUUCGCAGGUGCCCGUGCCUUCCUCCCCUUCUUAGUUGAAGUGGCUGGCUUGGCCUGGGGUGCUGGUGCUUGGGGUGAGGGUGAGCCUGGUGAAUGCUUCCUCGAGGCCGCUGCUGUCGUCGUUGUUGAUCAGCGCCACUGUGUUAUUAAUUUGAGUAACGCCUUGUGGUACGGUGUGCCUGCCUUCGCCUGGAUAAACUUGCAUACGAAUUGA